Molecule: messenger RNA, 1832 nt
Organism: Dendroctonus ponderosae (mountain pine beetle)
Lineage: Eukaryota; Metazoa; Arthropoda; Insecta; Coleoptera; Curculionidae
Product: odorant receptor 49b
Exons: 5
Coding region: 1-1014 (337 amino acids)
Biological process (GO): detection of chemical stimulus involved in sensory perception of smell; sensory perception of smell
Cellular component (GO): plasma membrane
Molecular function (GO): odorant binding; olfactory receptor activity
Source: RefSeq, a predicted model, not a curated record
AUGUCUAUUUUGCUGUUAUUUGAAUGCUACAUCUUGAAUAACAUCGACAGCACGUUUGAAUUAAUUACAGUCAGCAUACCUCCCAUAUCCACAUUACUAAAACAACUUGCUUUUUGCUUAAAUGGAGAUCAUUUUCUUGCAGAAUUAAUAUUUCUUAGAGAGCCUGCUCUCACUUCAGUACCCCGCCAUUUAGAAAACCAAAUGAAGCGACACCUCAAUUUAGCCAAAUAUUUUGGAGAUCGUUACCUACUCAUGUGUCUUGCAAGUGCUGUUGGAUAUAACCUUCUACCACUAAUUACAGACAAACCCUUACCAAUUCCAUUUACUCUGCUGCAUGCUAGUCUCUACCAGCCAGGAAUUUACUUGUUAGAAAUUUGUUACCUCUUAAACGGCACAGCAAAUAACUGCUGCUUGGACUAUUUGGCUCUAAAUUGCAUGUGUGUAAUUCGAGGGCAAAUAUGCGUAUUAAAUGGAAAACUUCGAGAAGCCCGUGUAAUAUGUAAAGAAGAGAAAGAUCUUAAUGUGGAAUUGGUACGCUAUAUCAGUGCAUGCGUGGAGCAACAUGCUAAAAUAAUCGAGCUCGUCGAAUUAACUGAAAAGGUGUUUUCUGAAAUUGUUUUGAUACAGUAUCUGACUAGCAUCGCUGCAAUCUGCAUUAUUGGAUUUCGAAUGGUGACUGUGGAUCUCGUCAGUUUUCCAUUUCUACUCAUGGCAGCCUUUUUACUUUGCAUGUUUUGCCAACUGGGAAUUUAUUGCUGGUUUGGAAAUGAAAUUAUUUUGCAAAGUCUACUGACUCGAGAGGCUUGUUAUGAAUUUGAUUGGAUCAACGCCGAUUUACAAGUGAAGAAUAUGUUACUAAUCAUAAUGGAACGCUCCAAACGACCUCUGCAUCUAACAGCCGGAAAAUUUUCUAUUCUCUCCUUAGAUUCUUUCACAUCGGUUAUUAAUUCAGCAUAUACUUUUUUCGCUGUGAUUCAAACAAAAUAUAGUCAGUCGUCAAGCCAUAAUUUAUAGGCUUUGUCAAUUCUGUACUCUUCUACGUAAUUAUGACAAUGUUGAGCGAAAAAAUCAGUGCUUUCAAAUUGGAAAAAUCCCAAGGAGUAAUUCCAAUAUAAAAUAUAUAUAACAUAAGAUUAAAUAUAGGAUAUCUUAUCUCCUUUGUCACGCAGAUAAUAGAUCAAAUAAUAUUAUUCACGUAACUCAUGUAAAAUAAAGUAAAUAUUUUGUAAUUUUAGUAGGCUAAAUAUCUCUUAAACUCCAAAUGCCACAUUUUUAAUUAACAAUAAUAAUUCUAACACUUGGAUUAGAUUCGCAAGAUCUUAAUAUUUCCAAGCGUUAAUCACCAUUAUCUUACUCUUAUAAAUAAAUUUCUUGAACUUGUCUCAGAUUGCUGAAGUUGUUGGCAAAACCUAUCCAAAAACGUUCACUAAAAUAUCACAAAAAUCCUGUACUCUAAAUACAAAACGAUUUAGUGAACAUAAAUUUGUAUUUGUCUUCGCAAAAUCUGCAUCAAGAACAACUAAAAGAGGAAGAGACAGACAAACUCAAGAAUUUUAUUAUAAACUCUUGAAAUUAAUGAAUGGGGGGACAAGUGUUCAAGAGAUAGAGGAUAGUUCUAGGGAAAUCGAUCACAAAGUAUAGAUUUGAAAGGCAAGCGUUUUUUACAUAGUCAAAAUCACGAAUACUUUAAGGAAUAGAUAUUUUAAGAUGGUUUAUCUAAGGAAAAAUGAAAACCAAAAGUACUUGAUUCUUUGCAAAGACGAAUAAAACGUCUUUCAAUCGUAAACAUGUUCAAUCCCAACAAUUUUUGUAGUAAUAAAUAUGUAAUUUAU